Meloidogyne enterolobii is the source of this 447-nucleotide messenger RNA. The record is from the annotation of a GenBank genome assembly. Lineage: Eukaryota; Metazoa; Nematoda; Chromadorea; Rhabditida; Meloidogynidae.
AUGAGUAAUGUUCAAUGCGCCCAAUGUAACAAUAAACCAGCUUGUAAUGCAGAUACAUUUUUUGCAAGUCAUUUGUUUUGUUGGGAAAAAGAAUUAAACAAAUGGACAGCAACGAAAGGAAAAAGAGUUUGUAAGAAAGGAUUAUGCUUUGUUGGGAUUAAUAAAGGAGAAAAGGGUAUAGUACAAGGUUGUGGCAAAUGUUCUGGACAAAAUAAUCUGGAUAAAUGUUUUAAUUGCUCAAUUCCUCUCUGUAAUGAUGAAACAAAACUUUCUCAAAUUAAGUGUUACCAACUUGCUACUAAUCAACGGCCAAAUGAGAGAAAAGCUAAGACAUGCCAUCCCUCUUAUGACAGUUGUUACAUUGCUAGGGACAUCUUCUGGAGGAGUAGGAAAAUUUUAAAUAAAUCAUUCUUCUAUAGAAUUUUUCGGACUCUCUAUUUUUUGUAG